GGAAUCCUGCCGUCUGCUUCUGCCUUCAGCCGUGGAGUCCAUUGAAAGUCGGAAGUUGGGUUUUAGUUAGUGAAACUUGACAAAAUGGCAGAAGACAACAGUUACGAGUCAACUCUCUGUGUGAAGCCCGAGGUUCACGUCUACCGUAUCCCGCCGCGGGCCUCCAACCGCGGAUACCGUGCUGCCGACUGGAAACUGGAUGAACCCUCAUGGAGUGGUAGGCUGAAAAUCACAGCUAAAGGCAAGAUGGUCUCCAUAAAGUUAGAAGACAAAAACACAGGGGAGCUGUUUGCACACGCUCCAGUCGACCAGUAUCCAGGUUGUGUAGUUGAAGCAGUCACAGACUCCAGCAGGUAUUUUGUGAUCCGAAUAGAGGAUGGCAAUGGACGUCAUGCUUUUAUUGGUCUGGGCUUUGCUGAUCGUGGAGACUCAUUUGACUUCAACGUUGCUUUACAAGACCAUUUUAAGUGGGUGAAGCAAGAAGGUGAGCUUGCAAAACAGGAAGCUUGUCAGAGCGAAGUACCUAAACUGGACCUGAGCUUCAAAGAAGGACAGACGAUCAAGAUCAGCAUUGGGAACAUCAAGAAGAAGGAGGCAGGUGGUGCCAAACCACGGGCGAUGGUUGGGGGUCUGCUCCCACCUCCACCAGGAGCAAAGACUGGAGGUGUCGCACCACCUCCUGCAGCACAGCAGACCAUCCCAGCUCUUCAGACUAACACUGACCCCCUAUUAGACCUCGGUUCCCCCGUCCCUGCAGCCCAGCCCAGCUCUGACGUGUGGGGGGAUUUCACAUCUGCAGGUUCUAACUCCAGUACAGAGGCUGUCAAAUCAGGAUGGGUGCAGUUUAGUUGAGUCGUGAGAAAACAUGCACACACUCAGAUUCCAUACAUUCCAUGGGCAGGACCAUUGUGGCAAAAAAAAAGAAAAAAAGAAACUAAAAGAGAAGAACUGCUAGUGAAACUUGACCGACUGAUUCACUGCACUUGUUCUGUUAGGAGUCUGUUAAUGUUAACUACAGCCCGAUGACCAACAAACUCUGAAGGAACAAACAGUAAAAUGUACAUAUCUUAGUCUCUUUUUUUUCUCCCGCUCCUGUAGUGAAGUAUGUCUUUUGAUUUUUAUUAAUUUGGGAACCACUUUAAUGUCACUGUUAGAGCCUCUGCUCUCUUAGAAAAGUGAGCAUGCUGAUGGUUGAGGGGAAAGGUUGUCUCAUCACACUAACAUGUGUAAAUCAAAUGUUCCUUUAUUAUUUUCCCCCUAGUUUCUAGUCAAUCUGUCCAGAACCAUAUUUGAUUGUUUCCCUCUAUUUUCCCUUUCUGCCACCAUACAAUUAUCUCAUUACACCAGCACCACUCAUCUCAAGUUUCCUUUGCCAUUUGGGAAAGUACAAUUUAUUAUUGAUUGAAGUAGCCCUGUUUUGUUUAACUGUCUCUGUGUGUGUGUGUGUGCGCGCCCUUUAAUUUUACAUUGAAUCUUCAUCAAAAAUACCAGGAUUUUUUAAAUCUGGGUGUUACAGUAAAGUCAUGUUUGCCAUUUUGUCUGCCAUUCAAAGUUUUGAAAAUCUUUUGUUCGUUUGUCUUUGUUCGUUUUUGUGUACACACUUUGUGUCUUUUCCUUGUGUUGCAUAUUUUUAAAAAGUGCCUUUUAUCAAAUUUAAUUUCAUUAAUCUUGUUGAGAACUUGUUGGGAAUUUGAUCAAGUGCCUUUCUGAAAAAGAUCUAAAAUGUAAACCCAUGUUUUCUUGUAAAUAAACUAUAUAUUUCAUUG
This is a messenger RNA of Scophthalmus maximus (turbot), 1766 nucleotides long. It is a transcript of the gene necap2, whose product is annotated as NECAP endocytosis associated 2. The record is from RefSeq and is a predicted model, not a curated record. Gene Ontology annotation, cellular component: membrane; clathrin vesicle coat. Gene Ontology annotation, biological process: endocytosis. Lineage: Eukaryota; Metazoa; Chordata; Actinopteri; Pleuronectiformes; Scophthalmidae. Bases 85 to 852 code for a protein of 255 amino acids. The transcript has 8 exons.